This is a messenger RNA of Impatiens glandulifera, 2749 nucleotides long. RefSeq lists its product as uncharacterized. NCBI's taxonomy places the organism in Eukaryota, Viridiplantae, Streptophyta, Magnoliopsida, Ericales, Balsaminaceae. The coding region runs from base 1 to 2577 and encodes 858 amino acids. The record is from RefSeq and is a predicted model, not a curated record. The transcript has a single exon.
AUGGAAAUGAAACAUUUCAGCCACGAUCAUGCCCUGACUCUUUACCAUAUGGCUGAAGGAUCUGAAGAAACUCUGUGCUCAGGAUGCAAGCUGCCCGGCCUAACCACGGCUUACAUGUGUUGGCAAUGCCAAUACUUUCUCCAUGAACAAUGUUUCGAAGCAAAACGAUCCAUCAUUCAUCCUUCUCACCCAUCUCAUCCUCUUACUCUCCUCCCAUGCUCCACUUACCCAUCUUCUUCCUUCCUCUGCAGCUCCUGCCAUCACUCCGGCACCGGAUUCUCUUAUGCCUGUUCCCAUUGCGACUUCGAUAUCCAUCUCCACUGCGCCUACACCACUUCCCAGUCCCAACCCUAUUCUAAUUAUCAACCAACAUCCCAAACCUCCCAGUUUACUUACCCGUCGGCGCCGGAGGUUUCAGAAGCCUACCCGCCACCACCUUUUCAAGUUCAACCAUACCAUGCUCAUGCUCAUGCUCAUGCUGAGAAUGCGCCGAUUAUGGAUGCAUACCCAUCACUUCCACAGCCGCCCUAUGUUCCACCUUAUGCUUUUAACGACCAUGUCAUGCCAAAUCCUCGUGAAGCUCCGGAGGUGAAUCCAAAUCCUAUGACAAUUUCAUCUCCGAUUAAAGACCAGCCCAAUUCGAACACAACCCAUGUGGCUAAACACUUCAGCCAUCAGCACGCGUUGCGCAAGAGCAACAUCGAGGAAGGAGAAGAAGGUGUCCUCUGUUCUGGAUGCGAGCAUUCCAUCUCUGAAAGCCCGGCAUACACCUGCACUAAAUCCAAAUUCUGCAAAUUCCGUCUCCACAAAUCGUGCUUCGAUCUCCCCAAAGAGAUCAAACACAGAUCUCACAUGGCUCAUCCCCUCACUCUCCUAUUCGCACCGCCUUAUAAGAGCUACAAUCCGGAAUUCACUUGUAACGCUUGCUUCAAAACCGGGAAUUCAUUUCUUUACCAUUGUUCUUUGUGCAGCUUCGAUCUCCACGUAAACUGUGCUUUCUUAAAGGAUUCCGUGAAACAGGACGACCAUGAACACCCUCUGUCUCUUCUCUUUUCUUCGCCAUACGAGAAAUCCAAGGACGGGGAUGAUGAUGUUAUUUUCAUGUGUGACGUUUGUAAGAAAUUGGUGGAUUCUAAUUGCUGGGUUUAUUACUGUAAAGAGUGCGACUUUGGGAUUAAUGUUGGUUGUAUAAAUGCUGAGAUAGAGAGAGGAGAUGAAGAUGAGGAUUACCAGCCUAAUUCGAACACAACCCAUGUGGCUAAACAUUUCAGUCAUCAGCACGCGUUGCGCCAGAGCAACAUCAAUGAAGAAGAAGAAGGCGUCCUCUGUUCUGGAUGCCAGCAUGCCAUCUCUGAAAGCCCUGCAUACAAAUGCACCAAAUCCAAAUUCUGCAAAUUUCGUCUCCACAAAUCAUGUUUCGAUCUCCCCAAAGAGAUCAAACAUAGAUCUCACAUGGCUCAUCCCCUCACGCUCUUAUCGGUACCACCUUACAAGAGCUACUAUCCGGAAUUCACUUGUAACGCUUGCUUCAAAACUGGGUAUUCAUUUCUUUACCAUUGUUCUACGUGCAACUUCGAUCUUCAUGUAAACUGCGCUUUCUUAAGGGAUUCCGUGAAACGGGAUGACCAUGAACACCCUUUGUCUCUUCUCUUUUCGUCGCCCUAUGAGAAAUCCAAGGACGGGGAGGAUGAAGUUAUUUUCAUGUGUGAUGUUGGUAAAGAGUUAGUGGAUUCUAAUUGCUGGGUUUAUUACUGUAAAGAGUGCGACUUUGGGACUGAUGUUGGUUGUAUAAAUGAUGAGAUAGAAAGAGGAGAUGAUGAUGAGGAUUACCAGCCUAAUUCUAACACAACCCAUGUGGCUAAACACUUCAGUCAUCAGCACGCAUUGCGCCAGAGCAACAUCGAUGAAGAAGAAGGUGUCUUCUGUUCUGGAUGUGAGCAUGCCAUCUCUGAAAGCCCUGCAUACAUUUGCACCAAAUCCCAAUUCUGCAAAUUCCGUCUCCACAAAGCGUGUUUCGAUCUCCCCAAAGAGAUCAAACACGGAUCUCACAUGGCUCAUCCUCUCACGCUCCUAUCUGCACCGCCAUAUAAGAGCUACAAUCCGGAAUUCACUUGUAACGCUUGCUUCAAAACCGGGAAUUCCUUUCUUUAUCAUUGUACUUCGUGCAACUUCGAUCUCCACGUAAACUGCGCUUUCUUAAGUGAUUCCGUGAAACGUGACGAUCAUGAACACCCUCUGUCUCUUCACUUUUCCUCGCCCUAUGAGAAAUCCAAGGACGGAGAGGAUGAAGUUAUUUUCAUGUGUGACGUUUGUAAGGAAUCAGUGGAUUCUAACUGCUGGGUUUAUUACUGUAAAGAGUGCGACUUUGGGACUGAUGUUGGUUGUAUAAAUGAUGAGAUAAAGGAGGAGGAGGAAUUGGAAGGGGGAGAAGAUGAUCAUAAUAAUGAUGGACUUACGCCAGCAGAAAGGUUGUUGAAGAUGCAAAAUGAGCUUCAAAUAAUGCAAUUUCAGAUGCAGAUGAACCGGAGGUUGAACCAGAGCAUUAUCGGAAUGGGGCAGAGUCUCUGUAAUUUGUAAUUUGACUCGUUAAUGGUCGGGUCUGGAGUUUGGAGUGGAGUGGAGAAGGUUGAAUCACAUUUUUAUGACAACAUUCAAAAAAUACUGAAAUAAAUUGUUUUCAAAAAAAUUUAUAAUUUGUUUUUUCAAACUCAGAUCAAGCUCUUGAUCGAAAUCUUUUCCUUUCCUUGUU